GAAACACUUUUUUUUCGGGCAAGAGAAGAAAAAUUGCGAGCGAGGAGAAUUUUCUUUCUAUUGUUUUGGAAAAAAUCCUGGCUUAAAAUAAAGAAAGAUUUAAAAUAGAGAUUUUUGAAAUAAGGGAAACCUCGAACGUGUAUCGUGCACAGCUGGACUUUGAAGUGAAAAAUAGAAGAAUAAACCUCUCCCAUUCAUUGUACAUAUAGUGCUUUUGGUGACUCGGAAAAUUUGAUAAAAUAGUGGACAUUCAUGCUAAUUUUUUAUCAACAAAAUUGAUUGUUGAAUAUAUGAAUUAAUAAUAAAUGAAAAUAUCCACUUGCAAAAAUGUGGGCAGACACUAUCCUAAUUGUAUUCAUCAGCGUAUGUACAGCGUUAUUGGGUGAAGGACUAACGUGGUUAAUGGUGUACAGAACUGAAAAAUAUCAAAAAUUAAAGGCUGAAGUUGAAAAGCAGAGCAAAAAGUUGGAAAAAAGGAAAGAAGCACAUGGCGAUUCUCUAGACAAACAGCAGAAAAAGAAGAUUGAGCGAGAGGAGGAAAGAUUGAAGAACAAUAAUCGUGAUUUGUCUCUUGUGAAGAUGAAGUCAAUGUUUGCAAUUGGAUUUGCAUUUACAGCGCUUUUAAGUAUGUUCAAUAAUAUAUUUGAUGGACGAAUUGUUGCCAGAUUACCGUUUGUUCCAAUUAGCUGGAUUCAGGGCUUGUCGCACAGAAAUCUUCCUGGUGACGAUUAUACCGAAUGCUCUUUCAUAUUUUUGUACAUAUUAUGCACUAUGAGUAUCAGACAGAACAUCCAGAAGAUACUUGGCUUUGCACCAUCCAGAACUGCAAGUAAGCAGAGCGGUAGUAUCUUUGGACCGCCACCUCAACAAUUCAAAUGAAUACACAUUUGAAGCAAAAAUAAUUAGAUAUUUAUAGAGAUUGUUUUAUACUUCCUAUUGCUCAAAAGUCGAGAUUUAUUCUUAUAUUCAUUAAUUAAUCCUUAUAAUAUCAAUUUUUUGCUUGCUAUUCCAUUGGGAAUUACAUUUAAAU
Messenger RNA from Camponotus floridanus (Florida carpenter ant), 1030 nucleotides. Its product is annotated as calcium load-activated calcium channel. Gene Ontology annotation, molecular function: calcium channel activity. Bases 328 to 879 code for a protein of 183 amino acids. The record is from RefSeq and is a predicted model, not a curated record. Gene Ontology annotation, cellular component: endoplasmic reticulum; endoplasmic reticulum membrane; cytoplasm. The transcript is spliced from 5 exons. Gene Ontology annotation, biological process: endoplasmic reticulum calcium ion homeostasis. Lineage: Eukaryota; Metazoa; Arthropoda; Insecta; Hymenoptera; Formicidae.